This is a messenger RNA of Rattus norvegicus (Norway rat), 4627 nucleotides long. Lineage: Eukaryota; Metazoa; Chordata; Mammalia; Rodentia; Muridae. The record is from RefSeq and is a predicted model, not a curated record.
CCAACUGCCUGAGCGAUUUUUCAUUUCCUAAUGGGUUCCCGAGGAGGCAUGUUCUCCAGGAUCCUCAGUCUCUUUCGGAGGGACAAUCAUAUCCGUGCAGAGACCAGACCAAGGCAGAGGGAGGCCAGCCUUCUAUCACGUUGGAGAACAAGACGAAUGGAAAGGUCCUUGAGGAGGUCACAGUCUGAUCAGAAGGCAUCAUCCCAACCCUCCACGACACCUGUUGAGGAGGAGAGAAUGAAGCGUUUGGAGAACCUCAAAAUUGCCCUCCACAAGAUGCAAAAGGAGAGAGAUGAACUCAGGAGAAUCCUGGCGGAUUACCCAGGAAAGAAUUUAAAUGACAGGAACAAGUUUGAGUCCGAGAUGCUCAUGAUGCAGCACGAGGAAGUGAUGACCGACAUGAAGAAAAUGAGCGAGCAGAUCAAUACCGCUUUGGUCAAAUGUAAAAACCUUACACUGGAAAAUGACUGGUACUGGUGAGUAACUUACAAGGUUGUGACCCCAGCACUAGGCAAGCAUAUGUCAGCCCAUUCUUAUCUUUGAAAUAAAGUGAGGAUCAGGCUUUAUAGUGUUUGAAGCAGACCAGGAAGCCUGUCUCUAAGGAAGGCUCUAGGACACACAGGACACAGAAAUAUUGGCCUCCAAGGGACAUUCUAAGAAAAAGGACAUAUAAGCACACAUAAUGAUUAAGUCCUCUUCUGGGAAAAACUUGAAUCAAUGGUGUCAGGUUUUUGAGAAGUGCCCUGAGUCUUCUGGAAUGUUGCUCUUUUCUCCAUUUGACCUCUCUCUAGGUUAUGCUCCAUGGCUACUGUGGACUUGGACUAUAAUCUGGGACUCUCUUCUGAUCAGGACCCUAGAAGGAGGAAUGGACUUGGAGAAGUGGGUGGAAGUUGGAGACUGGCUGGGAUUCACCAUUUUUUCUUUGUGUCUCAGCCGCAGCUUCUGCCCCCUCCUAACUGAGUGUUUUGAGCUGAAGAACAAUGCCCAGAGAGCAUGGAAUGAGUACAAAGGGCUUCUAAGGGAUCAGAUUGCACUGGAAGAAUCCAUUAAGGAAACAACAAGGUUCUGUGGGGAAGCCAGUAUGAAAAUCCAUGUAACAAGCAGCCUCAGGUAGGAUGAAUGAAACAUCAAGGGCAGGUUUUCCUGAUAUCUCAGCAUAAACCAAGUCAAACCAAUUUAACCUUUCUCCAAAUUAUCCAGACACUCUCCUAGGUCUCAUCCAGUUGUUCAUUUCUUUGCCCAUUUACAAAACUUUCUGUGAUUCUAGCUUCAUGCAAGAGUCUGGAGGAUUGACAACCAAAUCCUCCUGCUCAACUAGAAAAUGCAUUUCCUUAAGGGGAUCUGUUGAUCACACAUUGCACACUUACAUGCCAUUAUGCUAGAGGGAUGCCAUGUGGUAGCCGUCUUUGUAGUGCACAGAACUGAGUAGAGUUCAGUUCAAUUGCUAAAAGAAUGGCUCUCACUGUCAAUUAUGAUGGGGCUUGUGGACUUUCUCUCCUUUUCCCCGUACAUUAAAAAUGGUCCCUUCUGCCUUUCCAAAUGGUGGUUCAUAGUGACGGAGCUUGAGAAGCAGUGUGUCAGUCCUGUUCUAUGUCAGUGUUUUAGUGUUCUUUCCUGGGGCUUCUGUCCUGGAGCUGACUGGAUGAACAGGGAUGUAAGAAAGGCUUCUCUCAGGGUGAGGGUUUGUGUGAGAUAUGUGAGGGUUAGAGGGAAAUUUUCUCCAACUCUCUCAACCUCGUGUGCCCAAGAAGUGCAUUCCCCAUACAGGUUUACUGUAUAAGGGAUGGAGAGCAGUGUCUACGCUCUCACUUGACACAUUUCCUUUGCCUAAUCUGUAUUCAACAACUGUGCUUCCAGAAGGAUCGCCUCCGUAUUCUUUUCUGCUUCUCACUUGUGAUUUCUGUCCUCUCUCUCUCUCUCUCUCUCUCUCUCUCUCUCUCUCUCUCUCUCUCUUUCUCUCUCUCUCUCUCUCUUCCUCCCUCCUUCCCUCCCUCCCCCUCUCCAUUUCUCUCUGACUCUGUGUGUGUGUGUAUGUGUGUGUGUGUGUGUGUUUGUGUCGUUGGGCACAGAUGUGUGAACAUGUUUAUGUCUAUGGUACAUAUGUUACAUUGGGAGUUGCUUGUUUUAAGUGUUUGAGGUAUGGGUGCUUACAUAUAGAAGUGUGUGUAUAUGUGUGUUUGUGCAUAUGUGUGUGUGUGAACACAACAAGUUUCUGAACACAGACACAUAUUUAUAUAUAUUGUAUUAGUGUAUAUGUACACAUAUAUAAAUGUAAAAGAGAGAAGAAGAGGAAACACAAUGUUUCCAAUUAGUUUUAAACUGUUCUUAAUGGGGUUUUGAUUGCUAUUGAAAUUAUUACAGUGGGAAAACUAUUCAUCAACAUUGACAUUACUUGGAGAAAUCUCAGGAAUAGGGUACAGGGAUGUGAGGAGAGGCUGCUGUGUGAAAUCCAUGUACCUGAGUGUGGAAACUCCUGACUCAGGGCUCUUCUGCCUCCUUUGCUCUCAGUGUGCAGUGACACUGGAAGGUCAUGUGCUUGUUGUCUCUUCUCAACAUCCUGGUUAUGUUAAUCAUUACCUGCCACCACUUUCUUUCCAGAAUCGCCUUAACUUGGUUGAAUAUACCUUGGCUUUGGAGUUUGCUCUGGAAUUUGCUAAUUGAAAGAUUAAUUUGCUUAGAGUUGAAUCUGCAAGCAGAAGAUGUCCAGGAGUUAUGCUGAGGUGGAAUCACAUCUUUGCCUCAGACAGAACCAUAGGCUCAAAAUAGUCCACAGCACUCACCCUGUGUUGGGUCUGUGGCACUCUUAACGAUUGUUAUUCAAAAUCAUUUGAUCUGAGUGAAAAUCAUCUGUAAGGAGGGUUUAGAAAGUGAUGACCCUCAGACAUUGCUGGAGGUGUCAAAUGGGUAGCCCUGUGAGAAGCCAUGCACAACUUUUGUGCAAGUUCAACCUUUGACACAGCGAUUCCAGAACAAGAAGUAGGUGUCAGCAGAGAAACUGUGGCACAUUAGUGUUGUAGUGGUUCACCUCAGAGCAGCCAUGAAGCAAAAUUAUCCAGAAGUCCACCAGUCAGAAAGUGGAAAGGUACAAUGUUGUCCAGCAUUUCCAUGGACUGUGGCUGAGUUUGAUUAUACCUGCCAGCAUUUGACUUUGAAUCAGUCAGCCUUAUCUCACUCGAAUUAUAUCUGAUAGCAUCCCAGUCCAAGUUUUACCUUGGAUUGUGGUUAUGGAGAUUUCCUAGCUGUUUGUGCUGGUAGUUUGGCUGCCCUGUCAGGUACUGUAUCCUAAAGGGACCUCAUAUUGAAAAAUGCAGCUCACUUUGCAUGCACUGGGAAACAGUAAGCCAGAGGACAGAAGAGGCUCACCUGCCCCCACCCAGUGCUCUGUUGCCUGAAAUCAGCCUCCUGUGCACAGCCUUGUGAACUUGCUAAGCAGUCUUGGCUAACAGGCCUAGAUGUCACAUUUCUAAUUUCUGAUUUUAAGGGGAAUACACUUUAUUGGCUGAGCUGUCUUUAGCCUAUGCUCACUGUGUACUUACCCCAUUCCAGGUUUUUUUUCUUAUGCCACAAUAGUAGACUGGGUGAUCUCUUCUAUUAUCAUUAACUGGGAAACUAACCACAUUCUGCAAAAUACUCUGCUUGUGUGUGUGAACAAAUAUAUUUGGGUGAGUUCAAAGGUCUGUCUGUCUGUCUGUCUGUCUGUCUGUCUCUGUAUACAUGCCUGUCUCCAUGGACAAUAUAAUCUUCUAAUGACCAGGAUGAGGAGAGAAUGUAGGAAAGUCUGUAGGAUGCCCUGAAUCAGAACAAAGCAAAAGGCCUUGGCUGAGAAGAUGCGGCAUCAUUUCGGUGUCAUUGAGAUGAUUUGAAAGCACAGGAUGAGAGGACCCAAGUAGAUUACCUGUACUUAUAAACUGUCUUAUUGGGUGUGUGACUUUCAUCAUAGUUAUCAGCAUCUGUCAGCUAGGAGCAGCUCAGAAUAUUAUUCCUGUCCAUUUUAAAAGAAAUUCCAUCCAUGAAGUGUAUGUGAUCCAUAGAAAUUCUGGCUAUUGUGUACUGAUCCCUCCAGUCUGAGCUCUCUUGUAUUAUCUGAGCCCAGUGCCUUAAAGUCUCCCCACAAAUAGUUUUAUGAUAACCAUAAACAAAGGAGUGGUAUAGUUUAUUUUCUGCAUGAGUAUCUCCUUUAGAGUUCAAUGCCUACCCUUGGCAAGAUUUCCAUGCAGUAUAUUCUUGCCAAAUUUAAUAUCACUUCAGUGUGCAUGUACUUCUUGAGAUAUUGUUUCUGUGGGUCUUUGCAGAUAUUCAGGUUGUAAGUGGACCCCAGGCAUAUUCCUGCACUGGAGGAAUAAUGAUAGUCUUCAUUUCAGUGAUGGACAGGCCUCCAAGGCCUUCCUAUUGUUUUCUAGGUUGUUCACAUCUCUCCUCAACUGACGUUGAGACAUUGCUACAUGAUUUUAAAAUAUAAUAUAUAUGGACGAUUGGAAUUAUCUGCUGUUCACUGUUCAAUUUUUAGCAGUUUUAAAAGCUGGGAAAAUAUGCAGGCCUGUGGGAUCUCUUACCCUUCUGUCUUGGGCAUGAGAAAAUGACCUCAGAUGAAAGAUCAUCCUGGAUUAUCCUGCUGACUUGUGCGCUG